This is a messenger RNA of Pseudomassariella vexata, 404 nucleotides long. RefSeq lists its product as uncharacterized. The record is from RefSeq and is a predicted model, not a curated record. Bases 108 to 323 code for a protein of 71 amino acids. NCBI's taxonomy places the organism in Eukaryota, Fungi, Ascomycota, Sordariomycetes, Amphisphaeriales, Pseudomassariaceae. The transcript has 2 exons.
CCGAGUCGGCGCGCAUCAAAGUUCCCAACCCUCCCCUCGAAAUACAACGGCUUAUCCUGUACGACCAGGGUCGGCCCCCAUAGUUGUGCACACACCGGGAAUCACCGAUGAAUAUUCAUAUUUACAUGUCCAUGCAUACGUACCGGCGAAUGCUUUCGGAGCCUCACCGCAGAUGGAAGAAGGCAUCAAAGCCGCUGUCCAGGCCGCCGUCUGCACGGGCGGAAUUCGUGCAAGAAGACGCUGCGCUGGAUAUCGCUCAUUAUAUGCGGUGCGAUCAUCGUUACUGCAACGAUUCUUGCCAUGGUGAAUUACCCUGCUGCUGAUACUGCGAUUACAGUUCUUAGUUGGGUCCUCAUUCUCGAUGUCUAGAACAUUUGGUGCCUCUACCACGCGCAAGCGCCGUA